Biomphalaria glabrata is the source of this 7690-nucleotide messenger RNA. RefSeq lists its product as uncharacterized. The transcript has 8 exons. The coding region runs from base 300 to 1730 and encodes 476 amino acids. The record is from RefSeq and is a predicted model, not a curated record. NCBI's taxonomy places the organism in Eukaryota, Metazoa, Mollusca, Gastropoda, Planorbidae.
CCUUAUGACAUGGAAGUUUUCAGUGUUUAGACAUCAGGCAAGCCACGCCAGUACUGUUGUGUUGUGUUUAGUCUUGACUAUAAAUAUCUUGACCAUUGCUUAUUUCACGUGUUUAUGAGCCCAACAUUAAAAAGAAACUUUUUACUUUGUCGGAUAUAUUUCUAGGCCUAUUAAAAAAAAAAAAUUUAAAAAAUUUUUUUUUUCUCUCUAAUCGUUUUUUUUCCUUUAAGAAAGUAAGAUCUAGUAUUGAAUUGAAAUCAAAUUUAAUAUUUCUGUUUUGGGCCUAGGAACAUUCAGAAAUGACUCGUGAAUGCAGACGUUUUGGCCUAUGCCUACUUUUAGUAUGUUAUACUUUUGUUAUGUUGUCUUGUGUUGGACAUGUUCAGAGCAAGCCCAAUGAGAAUGCAGAGGGCGUCGUCAACAUGGAGGUACAACAGGACCAAUCCACUGGUCAAGUGUCGAACACAACAGAGAGCCUGACAGAAGAAGAGAGGCUUGCCAAGGUUACUCAGGAAAAUGCUAGGAAGCUGCAGGAAGUGGACUGGGGUCAAGCAGACGGGGACAAUGGUUGGGAAGAAAGGAGGAAACUUCAAGUGCCAGUCUCGAAUGACCCACAAAGAGACACUGGUGUGGUUGAUCCCGAACACGUGCUACAUGAAGACGGCGCCGAUGACCACCACGGUGAUGCCCACGCUGAGGUGAAGACAGACCCAGCUCAAGCCAUGGAGGCUGUCCUGAAGGACGGCGAAGUCAAAGAGCAGGCAGAGCAAGAGACCCUAGACAGCCUCCGGCCGGGGGUGCUGACAAAUGUCCACGACGGGCCGUCUAGGACGGCAGCGGAGAUCAUGAAGACUCAGCAGUUCGGCAUCAUGGACAUAGAGGAAGUGAUGCACGAGGGACACCACGUCCACGGAGAUGACCAGCACGGGAGUGGACCAGUGCAAGGGGGAGAUGUGGAGAAAAUUGUCCACGGCGAAGAAGGCGUCCAUGAUGACCACGAUGGACAUGAUACAAAGAACAAAAGUCUUUCAACGCUCGAUCCUGCCAAACUGAUGCACGGACAGGACGCAGAGCAUGAAUGUGAUGGGAAACCCUGCUUCGUUGAUCAUGAAAAUCCUGGAGGAAUGCCACCGCAAGAUCCACUACUUCAACAGGGACAGAACAAGGGCAGUAAUCAAAAGGAGCACAUAGAAAAGAAGCCUUUUGGCACAGAUCCUGAAAAAGAUGCUCACGGAGAAGACCACGCCCACGAGCAUGACGACGAUCCUAAUUACAAGACUAAAAAUAAAGUCACUUACAAGGAUAUCAUUGACUUAGGGCUGAGUGAAGAGCAACUAAAGGGAGUUGACCUGACAAAACUAUUAGAACAGGAGCAACAAGAGUUUGAAAACUGGCAGAGGGAUUCAAUGGCUGGUGAAAAUUCUAACUACUGGCAAGAGCAGGUUAAAGAUCUCCGCAAAGAGUACUUAGAUAAAAUCUAUGCAAAGAUAAAGCAUAUAUCCCAACCAGAUGAAGAGAAUCAGGAGUGGGAGGUCACAGAGGAUGACAUUGUCCAUGGAACUGAGAGCAAGGUGGAGCAUGAGAUGGAAAUGUGGGGAAGGACUGAACCCAAAGCCCACAGAAAACCUUAUGAAGCCAUCCAUGGAAGAAGGGGAGAGAAUGAGGAACAGGAGGAACAGCCAAAUGAAAAUCAGUCGGAGCAAACGUCAGAGCAGACGUCAGAAGAGUAGUAUUAAAUUUAUUGCAUGUGCCAUCAGUUCAUUAAGUAAUGUUCAAUUUUUAAAAAAUAAAACAUUUAUAACAUCAUAUAUUUGUAUAUAUCUUUAAAAUUUGACUUUGGCAUGGUAUGUGACAAUAAAGUUCUAGGUUGGAUUUUCCUAGGAUCGUGUAUAUAUAAAUCUUUCCAAAUUAAAGAUUAUCAUAUUGAAACUUUAUGAUUAGUUAUUUCUUCUGAAAGCCUUCUUUUUGCUGUUAGGCUGUGGGCUGUUUAGUCAUCUUAUUCAAAAAAAACAACAACCCAGUAGCGUAUUGCUUCCUCUCAGCUACUCUGCACUGCCAUACUGAUGGCUCUAUUGGGUUAUGUUAUGGAUGUAAUAAGAUUUGUCAGUAAUGGAAUAAGUUGGGACAGUGUAAGAAAACGCAGAUACAAACAUAAAUAAGACGAUGAAAACUCUUAUAUAAUAAGUUACAGAUACUCUUUUAAAGAAGAAAAUUAUCUGUAUAAAUUUUAUGUUGAGAGGGAGUGAAUGAGAAAACUGUAUUAAAUGUAAAACUGUAAUAUGCUACUGUUUUUUUCUAAUUGUUUGAAUAUUAUAUAUAUAUAUAUAUAUAUAUAUAUAUAUAUAUAUAUAUAUACAAACAUUUAACAAAAAUUUAAAAUGUAUAAGCUUGUAAAAUGUAUAAUGCUUGAUCUAUUGUGGUAUUUUAACAAGUAAUUUUAAACACAGUAAUGUCAACUUUGUUUAGUUUUUUUUGUGUAAGAUCUGGUUUAAAUUAUUUAAGCAAUAAAAUACAGCGAAAGAGAGAUAUCAGGAGAGAAUAGGAAAUAAAAAGAUAAACUAAACAACUUCAUGGACAUUAUAUUGAAAAAUAAAUGUUGUCAAAUAAAUAAUAAAAAUUACUGCGAAAAGUUUUCUAAAGAAGUUAAAAAAAUUUAUCAUAUGGCUUUUUAAAUACAUAACUUAAUAUUUUCUUAUAUUCUGUACAUCAUCACCUUCACCUAUUCCUUAGUCUUGGACCAUUGGGGCACCAUGCAAGAUCUGAUGACCGUGUUUCUCCAUUCCUGUCUUUCCCCUUUGAUAGAACAUCUUUCAAUAGCAGGCCCGUCCAUUUUUUUUAAUGUUGUCUGUAAAUCAGAUACACCAAAUAGCUUGAUAUUCCAUUGCACUCUACAAGUUAGUGUUUGAUCCAAUAAUCUUUACAUCAAUCUAUUGCUACAUAUUAUCUGAGGAAAUCCAACACCAUCGAUAAUUAUGUUUAAAAAUGUAUAUGUAAAAUGCUUGAAUAGCCAUUCUAUACAAUAUUAGUUAACUUGUAGGCUUAGAAUUAAUUUGUAAGUUAAUGCAGAAAAAUAAAAAUUGAUUUUAUUAGCUUCCCUGUGUAAUAUAAAGAAACUCUAUAUCAGCAUCACCUUGAACUUAUUGUGACUCUAAUUUGAUCCAAAGAUCAACCAAUUUUAAAUUAAAGAGUACCAAAAUAUUUCAAAACUUUAUCUUUAAAUUUCAGUUUCCUACAACCUAUUUGUGUGAAGUAGGUAUUUCUUUUGUAACAAAGUCUAAAUCUAGAAACAGGCUUGAUGCCACACUAGAUAUUAGAAUUCAGCUUAUCAAUAUCAUGCCUGAUAUCAAGUUGUACUCUUCGAAAACACCAUGUCAUCAAAGCCAUUGAACCUUUUUUAAAAAAUAUAUGCUUAGGUCUGUUUUUUAUAAUAGUUUUAUACUUGAAAAAUAAAUAAUAUUGCAAAGUUUAUGGUUUAAUUAUGAUUUUGUUUUUAUUCAAAUAAAAAGGAAAUUAUCCAAUCUAAAAAAAAAAAGGAAAGUGUUCAGCUAAAUUCUUCAAAUGUGCCAAAUAUUCCAUUAAAGGAAAACUUUAGGAAACACUGUUUUGAGGUAUUUCUGAACAAGACAAUGUCUUUUACUUAAAUGGAGCUUUUUAUGUCUGCAAAACAGUCCAGUUUAUAAUGGCAAAACAUUUUUUACCAUUUGUUUAACCUUGUAUUUGUUGUUAAAUUUGAAAGUCUUUUGUUUAUGAUAAAAUAUGAUUCUCCAGCAAUAAUCAUUACAAUGUUUUUAAUCCAGUUUUUAUUACACUUUAAAAAGUGAGACAAAACUUCUGAUUGACACAAACAAGGAACAAAAGAAUUGUAUCUGUGUAUAAUCAUUUUUUUCUUCAUUUCAACACAUAAAAGAAAUAUCAAAGCAUGUCACUAGAAUAACAAAGCUCCAACCAAACAUCUACCUACAAUGCAUCUCACAUUAUGUCAGCAAAAUGUCCACAUGUUAAUAAAUCUUAUUCAACUAGGGAGUAGAAUGUAAUAAAGCUUACAUACAAUAGAAUAAAGAUAACAACAGCACUUUUUUUGUCUUAUAAAGAGAACUGAAAUUUGAAUAAGAACUACUUCAUAUUCAUUAUUUAUAAAUCUUUUAAAUACUGCACCUAUUUCAAGUGACUAGAUUCAGUUUCAAUUCAAUCUGGAUAUGGACGGGUUGAUUUUAUAUACAGGUCAGUGUGAUAAAAAAUGCUUCAAAUGUAGCACAAAAAUCAUUAACAUCAAGUUUAUGUCAAGUCUUCUGAUAACCUGAACAAAAGAAAAUGUCCCUGAAUAAUAAGUUUUAUAUUGUGUGUAACCAAGUAUACUUUGGUUGUACAGUAUUUCAGUUCUUGUACAGUAACAACUUAUUAUGAAGAUAUUGUCAGUAUUACUACUUCACUAGUAUUUCAAAAGUAUAGCCUUAUAUAAUAGUUUGCUUGUAUUUGAGGUAACAGAAAUGCAAGAAGUCAAUCAAAUUGAGUUUAUCUCAUGUAACAUAUAACAUCCACCCUGGACUUUUUGUAUAAUUUCUUUCCUGCAAUGAAUUUUACAUUAGCAAAUUGAUCAUGGGUAUGGCGGCCAAAUAGUAAAGUGCUUGGCUUCCAAACCAGGGCGCCAUGAGCUCAAAUUCUGGCAAAGAAUUGGAUUUCGAGCUUCAGGAUUUUUAGGACACCCUACCUGACAUCCAUAGAGGAAGUAAAGGCAGUUGAUCAUUAUACUGGCCACACCCCAACCGUCCCCAUUAACUGCUGUUUAUAGAAACAGAUGAGCUUUACAUCAUUUGCCCCCAUAGAUGGCAAGGUCUAAAAGUUGUAUUUUUAAAUGAUCAGGGAACAUCUAAUUGAGAACCUUUAAGAUGUGUCUUCUUCUUUAUAAUAAGGAUAACAGUUAUCGCCACAAUUUAUUUUCAAAGCUUAAAAAAACUACCACCAGAAAAAUUCAGUACUGUUGUGACUACUGCCCAUGCCAUAGUUAUUGUUAAAAGCCAGAGUCAAAGUAUUAUAAAAAGGCUCAAACUGGAUGAUAAUCAAUACAACCUAUCUACCUACUCAGGUAAUAAUGACCUAAACAAAGCAAAGCAUUUGGUUAAUACAUCUAUUAGAAGUACCAAACACAAAUGUGUCACAUGUUUAAUAACCCAAGACAGUUCAGUGGAGAUCCAUCUCAAACAGAGACAUUGUCCACAUAAGCACUAUUACACCAGUAGUUGUGAAAGAAUUACUUACAAAUUGUAAAAAAAAAAUAUUUAAAAAAUAAAUACAAAUGGUAUAUUGAGAUGAUUGUGGUCAUGUUCUAGUGGAAUAAUUUUGUUACAAUUAAUUUUUUUUUCUUUACGUUUACAAGUAAUACCUUGUUGUUAAUACAAGUUUAACACAAUAAAUGCAAAAAUGGGAUCAAAAACAAGAAUACAUCAGAUCAGGUAUUACAUUAGUCUGGUGAAUAUAACAAAUAUUAUGUUAUUUUUAAUAACAAUUUAACUAUACAAAAUCACGUUCAUGAAAAAGCACAACACAACUAUUUAAAUUUUUUUAAAAUUUCAAUAAUUAUAGCAGCUUGUUAACAAGCAUUCUUGAAAUCAAUUUUGUUUCACAGAAGCUUAAAAAAAAAACAACACCUGUACACAAAAAAAUAAAAAAAAAAUAAAAAAAUAAUAAAUGCCAAAAUUGGUAGAAAUUGUCUGUUCCAAUUAUUUAUAUAUAAAAGAAAAUAAAUCACAAAAAAAGAGAAGCUAGCACUUAAUCCAGUACUAGAAUAUCUAUCUAAUCACAACUACCUUAGUAAUGAUUGUAUCUAUAAGCUAAGCACUCUCAAUGUAGUACUGAGUUUAAGUCACUAAUCAGCUUUUUGUUCAAUUCUUAACUUGACCUAACAAUGUUUCAAUUGUAAAAAACUGUGUUCUAGGUUAAGGGUAUGGAGACGCGGUGGAUGCCAGUAAAGCGCUUGGAUUAUGAACUUGGGGUCCUGGGUUUGAAUUCUGGUAAAGACUGGGAUUUUUAAUUUCAGGAUCUUUGGGCACCCAGCUCUAAAGAUUACCUGACAUUAGUUGGGGAAAAGUAAAGGCGGUUGGUAGUUGUGCUAGCCACAUGACACCCUUGUUAACAGUAGGUCACAUAAACAGAUGACCUUUACAUCAUCUGCCUUAUAGACCACAAGUUCUGAAAGGGAAACUUUACUUUACUAGGUUAGGUAUGGGGAGUUAGCUAAUCAAAAUAUCUGUAUUCUCUUUAGUGGCAGUUUGAAAUUUAAUGUUGAAAUUGCAUCCAACAAAUAGAUUGAGUGUUACAAAACAUUCCUGUAACCGAGAGAUAAGGACAAACUGAUGCCAAGGUAUAAUAUAUCAUAUAUGUAUAAAUAUAUAUGACAUAUAGUGUUAGAAGUUUGAGAGAAAGAAAUAGUAAAUAAUAUAAUUGAUCCUUCAUUACGCCAAUUAUAUCAACAGUUAACACAAAUUAUAAUGAAAUCAACAAUAGCCUAUAACAAAAUUAGGGUGGGGAAAAAAUAAAGCAUAAAACAAAUUUUUUAAUAAACUUAUAUGGAAAUUUAAAACUUUUAACAUAACAUACCCUAAGGUAACCAAAAUUUAAUACAGAAAAAAGUACUAUGAAAAUAGAUAUCUUCUGUCGAGAAAUUUUCAGCAAAUAAAUUUACCUUGCCUGAUGCAAGAUGACUUUUACAGGUGAUAUUUUAACUAUUGCAGUAAAAGCAAGUUAACAAAUUCUAAAUACUUUAGAACGAGAUCUAAAAUUUUACAAAUAUACAUAGAUACUAUAAACAGUUUCAAGUCAACACGUAGCCAAAUGUCCAAAGAUUGUUUUGAUUGUCUCUCUUAUGUAGCCUCAUUAGUCUCGUCAGCUAGCUGUUUCUUUUGCUUGUCAUCGAACCGCCUUUGCAGACUUCUUUUCUUUUUGAAGUUAAUGACCAUGACAGUAAUGUUGUCAAGGGAGCCUCUGUAAUAAGCUUGAAGUGCCAGACUCUUAGCACCGAAAUGGGGCUCAUCUAGCCUCUCCCUGAAAUUAACACAAUAAAAAAAUGUAAGAAAUACACAAUAACAAGGUUACAAAGACAGUUUGUGUGGAAACACAAACUCAAAAUUGGCCCCCGAAGUGAUGCAUUUUUAUGAAAAGAAAAGAAAAAAGUAGCCAUUGCAUCAGAACUUUGAAAGUUCUAAAAUAUCAUGUGCUUUUUCAAUAUCUUUUCUAGUUUAUGAGAUCUUAACAGGGCGGACAGACAGACCACACAAAACUAAUAGCGUCUAUUCCCCUUUCAUGGGCAGCUAAAAAUGAGAUUCGUAAACCUUUUAAGCACGGGCUAUAGAAACAUAUGUCUCCAUAUAUCACAAGAUCUGAAAGAAGAGAGCUUUAACAAAUAAUAAAUAUUAUCAAGACUGAAGGCAUUUUUUGAAAGAACAUACUUAAUAAACUGAACAGCAUCUUCAUUACUGAAGACAUCCCACAAACCAUCAGUAGCUAAUAUGAUAAAAUGAGGUCUGGUUUCCUUGAUGUCGUACACCUGAAAAUCUGGCUCGACGGUAACAAACUUGCGUUGCUUGAGUGGGUAGUCACCGAAGGCUCUGGAUGUGGCAAGGACGCCAGCUACUCUCCAAACACCAUUGAAUGUCACAAAUCCACCGGCAUCUACUAUUCUUUGCUGCUCUUUAGG